AUGACUGACGCUCAGUCCUUUGCGCCUGCGCCUAAGAACGCAGCAACAAUCCUCUGUGCCGACUGUGGCGCCCCUGUCGACGGAACCAUAUCUGGAGCCUUUUGCUACGAUUGUAUAAAACUCAAGACCGAUGUUACCGGCGGCAUCCAGCGUGAAGCCAUCCUGCUCAUGUGCCGUGACUGCGACCGAUGGCUCUCCCCACCCUCGACUUGGGUAGUCGCGCCCCCAGAGUCGCGCGAACUGCUCGCCCUGUGCCUCCGAAAACUGCGUGGACUGAACAAGCUACGAAUUAUUGAUGCGAGCUUCAUCUGGACGGAGCCGCACAGCCGAAGGAUAAAGGUCAAGAUCACGGUGCAGUCGGAACUGAACGAGGGCGCUAUCAUGCAGCAGACUUUUGAAGUCGAAUACACGCAAAACUACAACCAGUGCCCGGAUUGCGCAAAGAGCUAUACGCACAACACAUGGAGGGCCUGCGUACAAGUGCGGCAAAAGGUGCCACACAAGAGGACCUUCUUGUACUUGGAACAGCUGAUCCUGAAGCACGGCGCGCACAAAGACACCAUUAAUAUCAAAGAAGUACACGACGGCAUCGACUUUUUCUUUGCACAAAGAAAUCAUGCAGUCGCCUUUUGCGACUUUUUGAAGGCCGUCAUCCCUGUCAACAUCAAGAGGUCCGAGGAACUCAUCUCACACGAUAUCCACACGUCGACCAAGAACUACAAGUUCUCGUUCUCAUGUGAGAUUGUACCUAUUUGUAAAGAUGACCUUGUCGUACUUCCUAUUCCACUGGCCAAGAAGAUUGGCAAUAUCUCACCUCUGACACUCUGCUCACGCAUUGGCACAUCUGUCCAGCUCCUUGACCCAGCAACACUACAAACUGCCGAUGUCGCUACCGAUAUCUACUGGCGGACACCAUUCCGACCAUUGGCAGACGUGCAAGAGCUGACGGAAUUUGUCGUCUUGGACAUUGAGCCCUUGGGUAAGCAAUCUGGACGCAAUUUUCUCGCAGAAGCAACUGUAGCACGCGCGUCCGAUAUGGGCGUCAAUGACACAACGUAUUACUGCCGAACACACCUCGGUGGUAUUCUACACGUUGGCGACUCGGUAAUGGGUUACCUGCUUGCCAACACAAACUUCAACAACGAUCUUUUCGAUGUCCUUGAACAGAAUAACAAAUACGCGUCGGCUAUUCCAGAUGUGGUCCUCGUCAAGAAGUAUUACCAGCGGUCCCGGAAGAGCAAGAACAAGCGCAACUGGCGCGUCAAGCGCAUGCACAAAGAGGAGGGCGAGAUGCUGCCUCGCAAGCAAGACCAGGAGAAGAUGGAGCGCGACUUUGAGAUGUUCUUGCAGGAUGUCGAGGAGGAUCAGGAGCUGCGACAGACAAUGGCACUCUACAAGGCCCAGCAGCAGCGCGAUGCAGACGCGAUGGAAACGGAGAGCAGUCUUGGUGAUGACGAAGAUGAGGGCAUUCAGAUUCCGAUGGAUCAGCUACUUGACGACUUCGAGGAUAUGAAGAUGGAGGACUAA
Molecule: messenger RNA, 1527 nt
Organism: Bipolaris sorokiniana ND90Pr
Lineage: Eukaryota; Fungi; Ascomycota; Dothideomycetes; Pleosporales; Pleosporaceae
Exons: 1
Coding region: 1-1527 (508 amino acids)
Biological process (GO): ribosomal large subunit export from nucleus
Cellular component (GO): cytoplasm; nucleus
Molecular function (GO): ribosomal large subunit binding
Source: RefSeq, a predicted model, not a curated record